GCCUCUGCAAGCGCGCCGCUUCCGCUUCCCACCCACGGCAGCCGAUGGGAUGCUGCUGGCGGAAUGUUUGAGGCGGGCUCUUCACGGGGACCCAGGUGUUGGGACAACGUCCACGGACUGCUAGUCUUUAUCGCCACAGUAUUACAACACAUCAGCUUUAGCUGCUGCUGAGCCAUAUUGGUCGCAGGGGUCUGCGGACGGGCAGACGACGCAGCUCGAUCAGCGCUGCUGGGUGUAGAAGAAGCCUACACGGAAGUUACUGGAUGGGAGUUCUUUUCCAUAAGUUCACGAUGGAGACACGCGUUUUUCUACUCCUUUUCGCAGUUUUCACCUGUGGAGUCGCACAGGUAGAAGAAAAUGGAGCGGUGGAGGAGCUGCAGGUGGAGACACUGGUGAAGCCUGAAACUUGCUCCGCAUUCUCCAGAAUGGGAGACACACUGCAAAUCCACUACACGGGCAAACUGAUGGACGGAAAGGUGAUCGACUCGUCACUAUCCCGGGACCCUCUUGUUGUCGAGCUGGGGAAGAGGACGGUUAUUCACGGUCUAGAACAAAGCUUGGUUGGUGUGUGUGAAGGGCAAAAAAUCAAAGCCACUAUUCCAUCUCACCUGGCAUAUGGAAAAAAAGGUUACCCCCCUACAAUUCCAGGUGAUGCUGCUCUUGAAUUCGAAGUGGAGGUGAUUUCUCUGUCACAGCAGACGCCGUGGCAGAAGAUGGUCAACGAUGUUUUCCCCCUCCUGUGUUUGGCCCUGGUGCCCACCCUGCUUGCCUUGGUGGGACUUUACCUUUACAAAAAGGCCAAUGCCCAGAAGCCCAGCAAAAAGAAGGCAAAAGAUAAGAAGAGCAAGAAGAAAUAAGGACACAGCACAAAACUAUUUAAAUAAAAUUUUUAAAUGA
Melanotaenia boesemani (Boeseman's rainbowfish) is the source of this 897-nucleotide messenger RNA. RefSeq names its product FKBP prolyl isomerase 11 (gene fkbp11). The coding region runs from base 264 to 857 and encodes 197 amino acids. The record is from RefSeq and is a predicted model, not a curated record. Gene Ontology annotation, molecular function: peptidyl-prolyl cis-trans isomerase activity. Gene Ontology annotation, biological process: protein peptidyl-prolyl isomerization. NCBI's taxonomy places the organism in Eukaryota, Metazoa, Chordata, Actinopteri, Atheriniformes, Melanotaeniidae. The transcript is spliced from 6 exons.